Corylus avellana is the source of this 1833-nucleotide messenger RNA. RefSeq names its product cytokinin response factor 3 (gene CRF3). Gene Ontology annotation, biological process: regulation of DNA-templated transcription. Gene Ontology annotation, molecular function: DNA binding; DNA-binding transcription factor activity. The record is from RefSeq and is a predicted model, not a curated record. Lineage: Eukaryota; Viridiplantae; Streptophyta; Magnoliopsida; Fagales; Betulaceae.
UUGCGUGGCUUUCCUCUGCUUUCCACGACUACUAUUACUCUCGCCACAGAAUCUUUUCCCGUACACACUUGCUCUUCUUUUCCGUCUGGGUGGGUGAUUUCUGAUUCCAAUAGGGAGAAGCGAAAGAUCUUUCCAAAACAAUUUCUGGGAGUUUCUGUACAAACUAAGCGAAUCAACUCUCAUAUUUUCUUACCUUUUUGGGUUUUCGUUUUAAAGUCUUGCCUUCUGGGAAGUAUUUAUUAGGCUCUCUCUUUUCCUCUCAAGUUAAAGCUUCUCUCUCUCUCUCUCUUCCCUCUUCUCUCCGCCCUCUUGCCUCGAGAAAUUCUUGAUGGGUUUCGAGAUUUAAAUAGCAUUUUUGAUACAUUCGCUAUGAGUUCCACCUUUUUGUAACCAGCCUUGUCUCUAAUCUUCUUCUUCACGGCUCUUUGUCUCGCUUUCCUGGACCUGUUUGUUCUGUUUUACUUUUUAGGAAGAAUCUGGUAAGAGGCAAAAGAGGAAAACAUGGACCAAGAUCAAAGUUUCCUGUGCCCGAUCAAAUACACAGAGCACCGAAGCUCUACCAGAAAGCUCACAAAGCCUAGAAAAAACCAAGUAGAGCCACACACUCAGAGGGUCGUACGGAUAUCCAUGACCGACCCGGACGCAACAGACUCAUCCAGCGACGAAGAGGACGAGCUCUACUUCCUCGGCCGCCGGCGAGUAAAGCGGUAUGUGAACGACAUCAACAUCGAGACAAGCUCUAAAACCGAAGGUGUGUUGAAUCAGAAUAAAAGACCUGCCGGAGAGUCGCUCUCAUCCCGCCGGCGGCCACUGAAAGCAGUUCCUGCAAGCGGAAAGAAGUUCCGGGGAGUUCGGCAGCGGCCGUGGGGCAAGUGGGCGGCCGAGAUUCGAGAUCCGGUGAAACGUCAGCGGGUGUGGUUGGGUACUUUCGACACUGCUGAAGAAGCUGCCAUGGUCUACGACAACGCCGCGAUUCAGCUCCGAGGACCUGACGCUUUGACCAACUUUGGCACUCCGCAGAAGGAAGAAAAGCCGGAAGUGAAUGUAGCCUCCAUUUCCGGUUACGAUUCCGGCGAAGAGUCUCAGUCUCACUGUCACAGUCUCUCUUCUCCGACCUCAGUUCUUCAAUACAGAACUCUGUCUAACGAAGAAUCCCAACUGCGAAAACCAGAAAAACAACAACGAAAACAACAAAAACAGGUGGAAGAACCGGUGGGAGAGUUUGAGGAACAGAAACUCGCUGCAGAGGAUGUUUUUCGAGAAUGUCAAGCGGAGACCAGUAUCUCUGAAGAUUCGAGUGGUGAUUAUUUGCAGUUUGAUUUGCCGUGCUUCGAGGAAGUUUUCAAUUUCUCAGGUCAGGACGCCCCAAUACUUUCCGACAUAUUUUCCGGGCCGGAGAUGACUUUCGACGAGCCGAUACCGGGCGAUAUAUUCAACAAUGAUAUGGGUCUUUUGUUCAAUGAUAAUGCAUUCGAAGGUUUCGGUUCCUCGUCGCCGUCGCCGUCGAUGAUGAGCCAAGGAGAAGAUUAUUUCCAAGACAUAUUGUUCGGCUCCGAUCCGCUUGUGGUCCUCUGAGAGUGCUUGUUGCGAGUGACCGACUUUUCGGGACGAGUGCUGUUGCCACCGUUGGGUUGCCGAUUUCUCGGCAGAUUUUGUACCGGUUGCAACAAAAGUAUCGGCUAGUUUUUAUAUAUAGUUAUUUAUUUUUGUUAUGGAAAGAGUAUUAUAAGUGCUAUUUAUUCGUUUAAAUAUCUCCGUUAAAAUUAAAGGAGAUACGAGUGGAGUUUUGUUUUCCUUCUUUUAUAAAGGCUUGCUGAUGAUUGUAUAAUUUUG